ACAGAUAAUAAAGAAGAAGUACUUCUAAUUUGAUAUUUGUAUUACACGGUCAUCUGAUACUGAUGCGUCUGCGUGUGCAGCUUGUUUCUGUUUGUUUUUCGUCCCGUGGAUAGUCUGAAGUUAUUUUCCUAUUGAAUGGUAUUCAUUUGUGGUCCACAAGAAACUCUAUCAUACUCAAGUAUGAUCUUGAACUUCACAGUAAAUUCUCUUCGCCCCCACACAUCUAAAUCUACACGCAUCUUCUUGCAUCUACAACGACUCGUGGUCACACUCCCAAUCAAAUCCCACACACGACUUCUUCUUCCAAGUACAAACCUCCAUCACACACAAACCCCGUAUACGCUUCUACUCCGCACUGACUCACAGGCAACAGCAACGUUUCAGAAGAUUUCGAAUGCUUACCAAGUUCUCUCCGAUCCCGAGAAGCGCAAUUAUUAUGACCAGACUGGCCGCAUCCAGGGUGCUGACGACGAUGAGGGCGGUGAGAUGGACAUGGAUGAUGUUAUGGGCCUCUUUGCCUCGAUGUUCGGCGGCGCAGGUGGUGGACCUCUAGGCGGUCUGUUUGGUGGAGGUGCUGGUGGCAUGAUGUUCGGCGGAGGAGCGUUUGGAGGCAUGGUGGAUCUAGACGAUGUCUUCGUCAUGUCUGGACCAGGUACGCAACGAGUGCAUGUCAACAUAGGAUCAUUAAGGCUCAAUGUAUAACAGUACUUCAUUUCUGCAAGUCAGAUUUCUGCUGGAAUUGGGGUGUAGGCAAGAAUAGGGAUUUUGCGUAGCUGGCGAAAGAUCACGGGAAAGCCUUCUCCCUUUUCGUUCUUCUUUCCUCUUCGGAAUUUUUCACACCACGAAUCGGGGCCUGGAGUGAAACGACCCAACUCAUCUUACUUUUCACUUCUCUCCGUUCUUCGUCUUUUACUUUUCCGUUUUCUUUCACUUGUUAUUACCUUUCACUUGUUAUUACCUGGUUGUUUACACUUGUUUCUUCACUUCAACUUUCCUUCUUGGAAUUGGGAUGUAGGCAAGAAAUGAAUUCUUUUGAGCUCUAAUAGGAGGAGGCAUGGGAGGCAUGGGCAUGGGAGGCAUGCAGUUCGUUGACGAUAGCGAUGAUGACGAUGAUGGUAUUAGAUUUAGUUAUGUGAUCAUCUUUUUUUGAUAGUUUCAUUCUUGUUUCGUGUCGUGGUUGAGAAUAAACCUCCAAUAUGACGAUGUUUUUUCCCAUAUUUUUUGCUUGCUAUGGUGUAUUGAUGUCCUCACGCUUCCUUGCUAAAAACAUCAAAUUCAAAAUAAUCAUUUCACCGACCGACACGAUCAAAAAAUUUCCCAACACCAUCACCAGUUGAGCAUCAAGAGCGGCUGAUUCGGCAAAUGAUGGGUUUAGAUUCCGGCGAUUCGGAAUCCGACGAGGAAGACUUAGCUAGCUUUCUUGCUGCGGCAGCGGCGAGUCGUGGAAACAAUAGCCGAUCCGCCAAGCGACGAGCAGCCGCUAAGAGAAAAAGAGCCGCAAAACAGGCAGGAGGAACAUCAACUUCAGGUGAGGGAAAUAGUUUUGGAGGUGCUAAUAGUAGUGCUGGGACAGGAGGACCAGGUCGUGCUGCUGCUUCUAAUAGCACUGCUGGAAUAAAUACAGCUGGAGGAGCACGACAAGGAGCUUCUACCAAUGCACAACAAGGAUCAGCAACGACAUCAAACAACUCUAAGCGGAAGAAUAAGAAAAAAGGAGGUGCUUCAGCUUCUGCAGGAGCCUCGACUACAACAUCAACAGGUCCUAGUACCGCAGCUAGUCCGCCAUCGUCAUCUUCAGCCGCAUCCAGUCCACAAGAGCCUGAGCACGAAGGCGGAAAAAAUGCGAAAAAAUCCGGUGCUGCAAAACGAAAGCGUGCUAAAGAAAAUGCAGCUAAUAAUCUUCCUGUGCCUCCUCCAACAGGAGCUAGUAGUAGUAACUACGCUAGAACCUCCCAACAUCAAGCAUCAUCCUCAUCAAGAAACCCAACUACUGGAACAGGCAGUAGACAAAAAAACGCCUACGAUAGCGAUUCUGAAGAAGGACAUUACUUAUCCGACGAGGACGAUGAUGAUGAUAUGUCCCUAGACUCAGAGGAAGCGGAGGAAGUGAUGAGAAUGUUCGCAGGCGGCAUGGCAGGAGGACCCAUGGGAGGACCUAGAAGCAUGGGAGCAGGAGCUAGAGCAGGUACUAGAAGACACCCAACUACUACAGGUGGUGCUAGUAGAGCAGGAGGUACUACUAGCUCUACUAAUUCAACAACAAGAAGAGGUAGUGGCACAACAGGUGGUCGUGAACGUGCCGGAUCAAGCAGAGAAGAAAUGGAUAUCGAGACAAUGAUGAGCAUGAUGGGAAUGAUGGGUGGAAUGGGAGGAGGUAUGCCAGGCAUGGGAGGUAUGGGAGGAGGUAUGCCAGGCAUGGGAGGUAUGGGAGGAGGAAUGAGGCAUAUGGACUUGGAUGACAUGCUAUUUGCGAACAUGAUGGGGGGUGCUGGAGGGUUUGGAGGUGCUCCUGGAGGACCAAAAAGAAGUACUGGAGGAGGUGGAAGGCGUAAACGCUAAUGGCGGCAUUAUUAUUCCAUAGACACGAACUUUCUCUACAACAAGAACUUAAGAUCAGGGACUUCGACGGACAACUUCUUAACCUACAUACACUAUAGAUUGUACUACUAGCUGCUACAUUCAUAGAAGUCAGUGUCUGUACUAGUAGAUCGAUUAGUAUAAUGUAAAUGUUGUCGAUGAAGAUCAUGACGUAAGCCAAGGUGGUGUGAUUUGCUGCUGGAGUUGUGGGCAAAUAAGAUCAAAAAGGUUGUAAUUGCGUCUCCUUCAACAGAGUCAGCUCCGGAAUAUUGAAAUUUUGUCGUCGUGAACACUGAGUCUGAGACCGUGUUGACAGGAAGACUAGGAUCAAUCAUGAUAGGUAGUUGUUCUAUUUGAGUGGUUAGUUAUUUUGAGCAAUGUUCGCGCUCGUCUGAGCUAUGGAGGGUCCCUCUUCAGUUUAAUUUACCUUAGCCUUGUUGUCAUGUUCAUUCUACUAUAUAGCGUACGGAAGUAAUCACCCUGUACUAUAGUGAUCGCAUGACUCCUUCAAGAAGGUCCCGUUCUAUUCACCACUGCACUGCCUCCCGUUUUAUCAUGAAAAUGGUGCAUGCGAAAUUGAAAUUCUAGUACAGCUGUAAAAGCGAGCGACAACACGAAUCCUUAUUUUGGACGGACAUCCAUUCUCAUUCAAUCCUUCUUGGAGGGACAGCACAGCCAAGUCUGUCUUUCCGUAUCACAAAAAUCUCAAAAAAAAUGUCAACAAAAAAUAAACGAUUGAAAAAAAUGAAAGAAGAAAACGUAAAACAAGCUCAAGAAGUAUGGCUUCUUCGGAC
Messenger RNA from Amoebophrya sp. A25, 3371 nucleotides. Lineage: Eukaryota; Dinophyceae; Syndiniales; Amoebophryaceae. The record is from the annotation of a GenBank genome assembly.